Molecule: messenger RNA, 1419 nt
Organism: Trichoderma virens Gv29-8
Lineage: Eukaryota; Fungi; Ascomycota; Sordariomycetes; Hypocreales; Hypocreaceae
Exons: 1
Coding region: 1-1419 (472 amino acids)
Biological process (GO): transmembrane transport
Cellular component (GO): membrane
Molecular function (GO): transmembrane transporter activity
Source: RefSeq, a predicted model, not a curated record
AUGCCAGAGACACUUCGUAACCUUGGCAGUGUUGAGAUCAAGGACCUCAAUGACAAGCUCGUCCGCAAAAUGGACCUCAUCAUUCUACCCACUAUUGGGAUCCUGUACAUCCUGAACUAUAUCGACCGUCAGAACUUGGCCGCGGCCAGGCUGCAGGGCAUUACCGAUUCCCUCCACAUGUCCACUCAGCAGUUUGCUACGGUGGUUUCAAUCCUCUUCGUCGGUUAUUUGCCCUUUCAGAUUCCGAGCAAUCUCCUUAUCACGAAAAUCUCUAGACCUGGGAUGUAUAUUUGCUGUGCCGUGAUCAUCUGGGGCUCCAUCUCGGCUGCGACGGCAGCUGUCAAGACUUAUGGGCAGCUUCUUGCCGUCCGCACCAUUCUUGGAGUGGCAGAAGCCGUCUUCUUUCCCGGUGCCAUCUAUUACCUCUCAGCCUGGUAUACGAAAAAGGAGCUCGGGAAGCGCAUAGCUGCCUUGUAUAUUGCGCAGCAAGUUGGCAAUGCCUUUGGUGGGCUCUUUGCUGCUGCUGUUUUUCAGCUCGAUGGAAUCCACGGCAUACGCGGCUGGCAGUGGCUCUUCAUCAUCGAGGGUAGUGCUACAGUUGGCAUUGGUGCCAUAUGCGCGUGCUUCAUGCCCGAGUUUCCGCACAACAGCCGCAUUCUCUCUCAGCUUGAGAGAGACCUCGCUGUCUGGCGUAUCGAGUCUGAAGCUGGCGCAGCGGAGGGCACAGAGAAUGAGACCGUGCUGCGAGGGUUUGCCAAAGCUCUCUCCGAUACCAAGCUGCUGCUUCUCAUCUUCUGUAAUAUGCUCUCGCAAGCCCAGGGGUCCAUUGCCAACUACUUCCCCACGCUCGUCGCUUCCCUAAACUUCUCCUCUACAAUCAGUUUGCUCCUCACCGCACCACCCUACGUUCUGGCUGGCUUUGUCUAUUAUGUUCUCAUGUUCUACUCUGAUCGCAAAAACACGGUAUACCCUAUAAUUCUCCUUUGCAUUGCCAUCGCGUGCGUCAUGUACAUCAUUCCGAUGGUAACUCUCAAUGUUGGAGCGCGUUACUUUUCCAUGAUGAUCUUGCCUUUUGCAUCAGUCGGCCCUCAACUUCUCCUCUACAAGACGAUCAAUUUGCAUCUCGCACGGCCAGUCUCGAAGCGCGCAGCGGCAUCUGCUCUGGUCAACGCCAUUGGUGGCACCUCCAACAUCUGGGCUUCGUAUUUGUACUACGACCCUCCCCAGUUCUAUGCUGCAUUCGGAACCCUGAUGGGCUGUGCCCUGUUAUUCGCGGCCACCAUCACGCUCUACCGCUGGCUAGUUCUACGCGAAAACACGCGUCUGGACUCGGGCGACCCGGCGGAAAUUUCAAAGGUUAUUAAGAAUGGCGUCACGGAGGAAAUGGUGGCACUUAAAUGGCGCUAUGAGAUGUACUGA